CGACACGGCGAGAAAGGACCCAGUGGAAGCACGUUGUCAGUCCUUUUUUGUUUGAUGGUUGUGCGUUUAGAUUCAGUUUACCUCAGUAUUUUUAAUCACUUGCUGUACUAGUAUUACGAUAAGUCGUGAGAAAUGUCAGUCACAGAAAUGUUCAGCAACAUUCAGGAAUAUCUGAGCGCGGACCAAGAUGUGAGAGAGGACAUAAGAAAAGUUGUGCAGGUACUAGAGCAAACUGCGAGAGAAAUUCUGACCGUACUUCAAAGUGUCCAUCAACCCUCAGGCUUCAAGGACAUUCCAAGUAAAUGUUUAAAGGCUCGGGAACUUUUCUGCACUGUAAGGAAUCACCUGGGUGAUCUGAAGACCAAGUUUCCAGCUGAGCAGUAUUACAGGUUCCACGAACACUGGAGGUUUGUGUUGCAGCGUGUAACUUUUCUGGCUGCCUUUGUUGUGUAUUUGGAAGGUGAAACUCUAGUGACGAGAGAAGAAGUUGCUGGAAUAUUAGGCAUUGAAGUGGACAGAGAGAAAGGCUUUCAUCUUGACAUUGAAGAUUAUCUGUCAGGUAUAUUAACCCUGGCCAGUGAGCUGUCUAGGCUGGCGGUGAACAGCGUGACGGCGGGGGACUACACCCGGCCCCUGCGCAUCUCCCACUUCAUCAACGAGCUCGACUCGGGCUUCCGGCUCCUCAACCUGAAGAACGACCCGCUCCGGAAGCGCUACGACGGCCUGAAGUACGACGUGAAGAAGAUCGAGGAGGUCGUGUACGACCUCUCCAUCCGGGGGCUGGCCAAGGAGCAGGAGGGCGCGAGCACCGGCGACCAGUGAGGGCCGGGCGAGGGGUGGCACCAGCGCUGGGGGAGAAGGGGCCAGCAGCCGGAGCGCGUCUCUUAGCGUAGUUUGUAGAUGAGCAGAAGGGCGGGGGGCCGGAGGGCGAACCUGAGCUCUUCUUUGAUCCUGUGGCAGGACUGUGCAGCUGUUCAAGUUGUUUGUAGCUUCGAAGUUCAAUAUAUUUUGUUUUGCUCCAUUCAUUUCUUGUACAGGUCGUAGUCAUUUAACAUACCAGUAAGCCUAUUUUUAUGUCGUAUGAUGAAGUUUCAUUACUGUUCUGUGGCUUAAUUGUCUUUUGAGCCGAGAUAUCUGAACUCUUUAUUCUAAUGGGAUUUGUGAAUGAUUUGUAUUGACCCUGUCAGGCCCCUUGUGCAGCCACGUGCAACUGCUGUAGAAUUAACUGCAGAGGAACAACGGUUCUGAACUAUUCAGAAAGGAAUUGUCCUAAGAGGUUCUUGAAGCAGACUUUGAAGCAGACCGAAAAGGUUUGUGUCAAUUAAGUAGUAAGCUUGCAUGAAACUCUGCAACAGUGUUGUUAAACAGCCUUUCACAUCCUGUGAAAGAAUAUGCAAAUAUCCCUUGGCACUUAUGUAAAAAGUUUUUAAAACUGAUGUGCAAGAUAGGUAUACAAUUUCCUUUCACUAAUUUAAUUUUAAAAUAUAAUUUUAAUUAAAUCUCCAUCCCCAGUUUCCUCUGUUUUAUUUCCAUAAAAUAUUGUAACCCAGAUGCUCUCUGUGAGUUAACGGAUUUAUUUGUGUUCAUUUGGAAUUAUAUACUGUAUACGUGCCAGUGCCUGAUAAAUGUUAAAUGAGAUCAUGUGAAGCAAAUGUUUAAUUUGAGCUUUUUGUUGUUUAUUACAAUGCUGAAAAUGAGGGCCAUGAAAGCACUUCUAAAACCAUGUCUUAUCUUCCCUUGAAUGAAGUCUGUACGAUAUCGCAAUAGGGAAGCCACUCUGUGCAUAAAUAUUCAUGAAUCUCAUCCUUCAAAAUGUCCAGUUUGAAGCUUCACAUGUGUUACUGAUUCUUUUACCUCAGAAAAAAAAUGUGCCAAUAGUUAUCAGGAUUGUUUGGUGUUUCACAGGAAAGAGAAUUUACCUUUUUGUAAGCAAUGGUGUGGAGAGAAGGUAGUGGUUGUCACAGUGGGUUUGCUGUAUCUUUUCUGUUGAGCUGUUUUGUCCCCUUUUGAAGUGGGGAAAAAAAAAUCAUGUUCUUAAUACGUUCACCCCACCAGAAGAGUUUUAAGUACAUUAAAAAGUGUACUGUAAUUGGAUUCUGCUGCUGUUUCAAAAUUUAGAUUUACGGGGAUGCAUUGAUGUAAUCAUCGAGGGUGAAAAUUUCUUUACCAAAAAAGACAUUUCACCAUUCAUCUUGGAUGUUUGGCCAUUGCUGGUUUUACUUAGUGUUGCGAAGGGUGUUCAGAAAGUAAAAAAACGUGUUCAAGGUGUGAGCUAAUUUUUUGAGGCCAAUCAUUUUUGUGAAAAUCACCUUGGCAUUUCAUCAUAAGUUGUGCUCAAGUUUUGUUAAUUAAAUGCAUGUUGGCCGUGAUCAAAAUCCUUAAGUACAACAAAUAAGCGUUUUGUUUCCGAGAACUACAUUUAAAGAAAACUUUAGAGAAUAUCUUUGUUUUUCAGAAAAGAUCAAUCUUUUUAUGCAUAUGGGGGUUUGGCUCAGGGUGCCAUUUUAGAUUUUCAGUAUUGGAAGAGGAAAGAAAGCAUUUUCAAACAAGUACAACCAUUUAUCUGUACACUAUUGCAGAUAAAUGGUUGCUUUGAUUGGUUUGCUUAAGAUAAUUUUCUUUCAAAGAAACAACGUUCACAACUGCUAGGAAUACGUUUAUCAGUUCAUCUGAGCAAUAAGAUAAGUUUACUUUUUUGUGAGUGAUUUUAGCACCUGCACAGUGUAACAAACAUUUAAUAAAGAGCUGUUUUGCUGAA
This is a messenger RNA of Lepisosteus oculatus (spotted gar), 2758 nucleotides long. RefSeq names its product translin (gene tsn). Gene Ontology annotation, biological process: RNA metabolic process. Lineage: Eukaryota; Metazoa; Chordata; Actinopteri; Semionotiformes; Lepisosteidae. The record is from RefSeq and is a predicted model, not a curated record. Gene Ontology annotation, cellular component: nucleus; cytoplasm. Gene Ontology annotation, molecular function: sequence-specific DNA binding; single-stranded DNA binding; RNA binding.